AUGCAGAAACAGGGGCUGCCGGGCUCUGCGCGAGAUGAAGACUCCUUCGAGCUGCUAAUGCCUGGAACCGACUUGGACGUGGGUGUCCGUGCCCUCGGCCCCGAGUGUGUGGGAACGGGCUCUUCUCCGCAGAGGCUCCCAAAGGGCCCGUGGGCUGUGGGGCCGGCCUGGGGUGCAGAGGAGAAGCCGGGAGGGUAUCGCCAGCUCGGCCCCCGGGAGCAGGGCGCGGCCUCGGGGCGCCCUCUGAGUCUGCGUCCUCAGGGAGGAGGCUGGGGCGGGCCGCGGGGCGGAGGUUCCCGGCUCCUGCCCUCGCCUCACAGGCAGCGCGCCCGCGUGUGGCUGGUGCCCCGAAGCCCCGCACCCAGGCCGCUGUCGGCCAGAGAGCAGCCCUGGGGCUGGACACCAACAGCAACAGGGGAGCGAGGCCUGGGACCCGGCCCUCGUCCAAGCCAAACGCCCGACACGGGGGAAAGCGGACCCGGGGCCGCGGGGUCGGGAGGAGCGAAGCCACGAGGCUACUCGGGGCCGCCGAGAGGCUGCCGGGGCUCGGGCUCCAUCCGCAUCGAAAGGACCUCGGUUAGUGCCAGCCCCUCCGCUGCUGCCCGGAGCGCCGGUUGUAUUGUCGAGGAAUCUAACCCGAAAGGCUUGUGA
This is a messenger RNA of Rangifer tarandus platyrhynchus (Svalbard reindeer), 651 nucleotides long. The record is from the annotation of a GenBank genome assembly. NCBI's taxonomy places the organism in Eukaryota, Metazoa, Chordata, Mammalia, Artiodactyla, Cervidae.